CACUGAUUGGCAGCACUGAUAGGUGGCACUGAUUGGCAUCGAUAGGUGGCACUGACUGGUACUGAUGGGUGACAUUGAAAGGCAGCUUAGAUGGGCACUGAUAUGUGGCAUUGAUGUGGCACUGAUGGGGACUCGCACUUGGCACUGAUGAGCACUGACUGCUGGCAUUGAUGAACACUGACAGGUGGCACUUCUGGGGCCACACUGAUCAUCAGGGCACACUGGUCAUCAGUGCCCUGAUGAUCACUGUCAGCGUGACAGCUCGAGAGGAGAGAAAUGCCGAUAACCGGCAUUUCCGUGUUUACAUGUGAUCAGCUGUGAUUGG
Molecule: messenger RNA, 325 nt
Organism: Staurois parvus
Lineage: Eukaryota; Metazoa; Chordata; Amphibia; Anura; Ranidae
Source: the annotation of a GenBank genome assembly